ACAAAAUACUUUUAUUUUAGAAUUAAUACCCGGCGUUUGGCGACAGCAGAGUGAAAAAUAAAGAAUAAUGGCGUAUUCUGAAUUCUGUACCGUGUAGGAGUGUUGUUUACAAAAAUUUUUAGGCAUGAUUGGUUAAAAUCAUGUGGAACCCAACUAAAAACAAAAAAUUAGGAGUUUGUAUCUACAACUAUGAUGGAAAUACUAAAUGUGGGUUGCCACUUGAAAUUGGAGAAACUGUGCAAAUUUUAGAAGAAUAUGGAGGUUGGUUCAGAGGAUUUUCUGUUCGAAAUAAAAGCUUAAAAGGUAUAUUUCCUGCAUCAUACAUUCACCUGAAAGCUUUCCAUAUUUACAAUGAAGGUUUGUAUGAAACAGUAGUUCCUGUUGAAGAUUCUACAGUUAGGGAAGUUGCAUCAGUUUUAAGAGAAUGGCACUCAAUUUGGAAGCGGCUAUAUGUAAGAAGAGAAGUGUCACUCUUUCAGAGACUUCUAACAGUUAUGAGAGACUUAAUCGAGAAAAGACGCCAGUUAAUUACUGGAACUUUGACUCAAGAUCAGAUACGAGAAUUGAAGUUAAAGAUAACUGGGAAAAUAGACUGGGGUAACAGGCAGCUGGGCUUAGAUCUUGUACCACGUCUUAAUUCUGAAGUUGUAGAUCCAGAUUCUUUAAGCCCCAUUGAAUUACAUCAAGUGCAUGUUCGAAGUGCAGAAAAUGUUGCUGGAUUGGGACGUGGUACAACAAAAAGGAAGGAGUCAAAAAAGUCUCCCAAUUAUCAUCUAUCACUAUGUAUGAGAGAUUUUAGUUGCAGUCUUGGAGAAGACAUGGAACUGUUUUUUUCUCUAUAUGAUGCUCAGCAAACUGAGACAAUUAGUGAAAGAUUUCUUGUUAGGGUUGCGAAAUUUGGAAUGUCUCAUUUUGUUGAAAAGCUUAAUAAUUCUUGUACAAUAUUCACGGAUUUAGGUGUUGCAGAUUUAAAUAGGGAAGUGUAUCUUGUGUGUCACAUUAUAAGGAGCGGCCGAAUGUUGAAUGAUUCAAGAAAAUCUGCUGUUCAUUCUUAUAGGAGGCCUUAUGGCUGUUCAGUUUUGAAUAUUACUGAUAUUUUAUCAGCGAAGAGUGAAAAUGAGGAAGAAAAGGAAUUUACAACCAAAGUAUAUACGUGCAAUGAAAGCGACUUCAGUCAGUUGCACGAAUUUAUCAUAAAAAAACUCAGCAAUAAAUUUAAUGUAGUCUCAGGGCAACAAAACUAUGGAUUAGUUUUAUCUUUAAGGCUUUUUAAUGGUGAGAUCUCACAGUUACAACAAGAAACACCAUUGCUAUUUAAAAAUUUAACAAUCACGCACAAGUUGGGCUUUUCAGAUGUAAUUAUGCCUGGUGAUGUGAGGAAUGACUUGUAUUUGACGUUGGAGAAAGGAGAUUUCGAGAAAGGAGGAAAAUCCACUGGAAAAAAUAUUGAAGCCACAGUUUUCUUGGUAAAUGCUGAAGGGCUUAUUUUAGAGAGGUGUAUAAAUCCAGGUUCUGGUCAUGAAAAUGUUUCAAAGUAUCAUUCGGUAGUUUUAUAUCACAACAACACUCCUCGUUGGUCUGAAAUGAUUAAACUUGCUGUUCCAAUUGAAAGGUUUGAUGGUGCUCAUGUGAGAAUUGAAUAUCGCCAUUGUUCAACUCGGGAUAAAGAUAAGAAACUACUAGGAUUUUCUUUUAUACUAUUGAUGGAUGAUAAAGGAACUAUAUUAAAAAAUGGCAGUCAUGAGCUUUAUGUAUAUAAAUGUGAAGAUGGUCCUAAACUACAAGAUCCCAGAGUUUAUCUUAGUCUUCCUAGUGGUCCCAAAGAUGGUGGAGGAACAACACCAAAUAGCAUCAGUAGCAACGCUCCUGUGCCUCCGUCACCACCUCCAUUCCCAAAUCCAACCACUGGACAGUUUUUUUCCCGUAGUUCACGUGAAACUGUGCAUAUAAAGACCCUCCUUUGUUCCACUAAACUCACUCAAAAUGGUGAUCUUUUAUCUUUAUUAAAAUGGAAGGCUCAUCCAGAGCGAAUUCAAGAUACGCUUCACAAAGUUAUGAAAUUAAAUGGUGAAGAAACUGUUAAGUUUCUUCAAGACAUUCUUGAUGCACUCUUUUCAAUGUUUUCAACUGGUGAUGGAAAUUCUACCUCUAAUUCUGGUUUAGUGUUUAAAGUUCUAGUACACAUCUUAAGUCUGCUAGAAGAUAACAAAUUUGAGCAUUUUAAGCCUGUUAUGGAUGCAUACAUUACUGGACAUUUUGCUGCUGCUCUAGUGUACAAAGGUUUGAUAAGCUGUGUGAAGCAUUGCGCAGAUUUAGUUAGAGAUGCUGAUAAACAAGAUGCAAUUCAGAAGUGUUUCCGUUCAUUGGAAUAUAUUUUUAAAUUUAUUAUACAGUCUAGGAUUUUAUUUGCUAGAGCUACUGGUGAUCAAAGUGAGGAAGCUUUCAAAGCCGAUCUCUAUUCUUUAUUUAAUUCUUUUAACCGCAUGUUAGCCAUUAAUCAUGAUCUCAUUAUUCUUCCUACUCAAAUUGCCUUAGUUUCUAGUUUUGGUCAGAUAUAUGUUCAGCUUUUAAGUGUGUUACCAGUCCAGGAAGUUGCCAAAAUUGUUAAGUUGACCAUAGAUUGUUUACCCACUGAACCAAAUGUUGCUCUUACUCAAGCCAAACUUAGAUGUAUACAUGAUACUGUGAAAAGUGAAAUAUUUCAAAACAUAGAUUCCAGAGUGGAGUUAUUUGAAGUGUUCACGCGGCAUUUAAAAAAGCAUAUGCUACAACAGCAAGAGCUGACAACAUGUGCCACCAUUUUGGGUGACAUGCUUACAUACUUGCAUCAUGAGCAUUCCAAAAAGCAACACUCCUCUAGUCAUGCGGUGAGCCGAGAAGUAGAAAUAUUAGCCCUUGUUUUACUAGAAACAUUAAUCUUUUGUGUUAAGGAUCUCGAUCGCUCAUCAUCAGUGGCUGGACCUCUUGUGGCAUCAUUAGUUGCUCUUUUAAGAUUAAUGGAGGAGCAGCAUUACAAUCAUUUGUGGGAGAAAUUCGGCAAUGUUCGGCAGCGUAGAGAUAGGAGGCAAUUGAAGGAUUUUCUUCUCAGUGUCUUUUUUGUCUUCCAUGAUUUUGUGAAACAAGAUGUUUUUCCCACAGAUUGGGUUAUCAUGAAAAUGCUCACAAAUCAUGUUAUUCUAUGUGCUCUUCAGGAAUUCUCGCAACCUUUAACUGUGGACUUUUUAGAUGGUCUUGACUUUGAUGAACAAUUAUGGAGCAGCUAUUUUUCUCUUGCUGUAGCUUUUUUAACUCAACCAGCCUUACAAUUAGAGACUUUUUCUGAUGUAAAGAAAGAUAAAAUUAUUGAGAAGUAUGGAGAUAUGAGAGUUCUAAUGGGCUUUCAAAUACUAUCCAUGUGGGACAAAUUAGGUGAUCAUAAAAUUUUCUUUAUACCUGCAAUGGUGGGACCAUUCUUAGAAGUGACAUUAGUGCCUGAAAUUGAUUUACGGAAAGCAACUUUACCAAUAUUUUUUGAUAUGAUGGAUUGUGAGCAAAAAGUCCGUGGCAGCUUUAAACAGGUGGAAUCUGAACUCAUCGAUAAGUUAGAUAUUUUAGUCAGUGAGAACAAAGGUGACGAGGAAUACAGGCAACUUUUUAAUACUAUGGAACAUUUAAGUGCUGUACUCCUUGAAAAGGUUCGUACUAAUGAUCCAAUUUGGAAAGAACAUGGAGUUGCCUUUAUUAAUUCCAUUACAAAGCUUCUUGAAAGACUGCUUGAUUAUAGGAAUGUAAUGGAUGGUGAAGAAAAUCGUGACAAACGAAUGAGCUGUACAGUCAAUCUCCUAAAUUUCUACAAAAAUGAGAUCAAUCGUAAAGAAAUGUAUGUGCGCUACAUUUACAAACUUUGUGAGCUUCACUUACCAGCUGAGAAUUAUACAGAAGCUGCUUUCACUUUAAAGCUGCAUGCUGAUCUGCUUAGUUUUUCCAACACAACUCUUCCUGGUGAUCAACGUUACAAUCAACAACCUGAGUGGCAAAGGAGGGAAGCUCUAUAUCAUAAAAUCAUUGAUUACUUUGACAAGGGAAAAUGUUGGGAAGAAGGCAUACCUUUGUGCAAAGAAUUAGCUGAAUUGUAUGAAAAGAAGUUGCUUGACUAUGCAAAAUUAAGUAAUGUUCUGAAAACACAGGCUAAUUUUUUUGACAAUAUACUGAACCAAAUUCGACCAGAGCCAGAAUAUUUUCGAGUUGGAUUUUAUGGAUGUGGAUUUCCUUUGUUUUUAAGGAAUAAGGUGUUUGUGUAUCGAGGGCUAGAAUAUGAAAGAAUAGGAGCAUUUACCCAGCGUUUACAAACAGAAUUUCCCCAAGCUCAAAUUUUGAUGAAAAGUACAACCCCUGAUGACAGCAUUUUAAACUCAGAUGGACAAUAUAUUCAAAUUUGUAAUGUUAAACCCAUACCCAAAACACGUCCUGAAUUUGAAAAUCGAGAUAUUCCUGAGAAAAUCAUCAGCUACUACCUAGUUAAUGAUGUUUCGUCCUUUCAGUUUGAUCGACCAGUACAAAAAGGUCAAAUUGAUAAAGAUAAUGAGUUUAAGAGCUUGUGGAUAGAACGGACAACGUUAACUAUAGCUUCCCAACUCCCUGGAAUAUUAAGAUGGUUUGAAGUUAUCAAUUGGCAUGUGGUGGAACUUUCUCCCAUAACACAUGCAUGUGAGACAGUGGAGCACAUGAACAAAGAGCUACGCAAACUUAUUGCACAGUACACAGCAGAGCCUCGCCGCUCAAUCAGUCCCCUCAGCAUGCGUCUUCAGGGUGUCAUUGAGGCUGCUGUGAAUGGAGGAAUAGCAAAAUAUCAAGAGGCCUUUUUCACUCUUGAGUUCAGCUUACAAAACCCUGAAGAAACUCACAAGAUCAUCAAGCUUAAGUCUCUCAUCCUUGAAAAGGUACAAAUUUUGGAGGGUGGUUUAUCACUUCACGGAAGACUUGCGCCACCUGAAGUGAUACCUUUACAUAGGCGGUUGGUUGACCGUUUCUCUGUGAUGAAACAAUCGAUUAGAGAAGUAGAUUCUCCAAGUUUAGCAUCCAGAUUUACCAUUAACCGAAGAGGGGAUUUGCCACCCACACCCUCUACAGAAAUUCCAGAUUACAGAAAGCCUUCUAUUGUGAAUACUCCUCUUCCUCCAUUGCCAUGUGAUUCCACUAAGAAAAUGGACCCUUGUGGUAGCAAUCGAUCAUCAUCAUCAGGUUCCAGUAUCUAUGGUCACUUCUUUCCUGAAGGUUCAGAUGAAGAAGAAAUAUAUACUCACCCACCCGACAAACCGCAAGAAGUUCCUGUCAACAUACCUCUGUCACCUCUUUCUUCAGUGUUGCAUCCUCCUCCAUUACCUAACAGGCCACGCUCUGUGGCUUUGAACUCUCUUGAACCAAAGAUAUGCAAUGACAAAUCACGCCCUCAAACCUCUCCCAUGAAGGACACUGGGGAAGAUUACUCUCAUCCCAGGGGUUAUCCUUACAAUCGAUUAAUGAGCCCCAACAUCCCUUUGAAGUGGUUGAAUACUCCUGAUGGGAUGGGUGACAAAUCAUUAACUAGUCCAAGCAAUAGUCCCAAAGGAUCUGAAAGAAACAGCUGGUCUGAACAGAGUCUUCUACCAGAAGAAGCUCCUCCCCUGCCUCCAAGAGGUAAUGAGAAAAGAAUGGUUACUUCUUGGACAGGAGUACCCCCUUCUGAGGAUUCCAAACCUGCUCUUCCACGUAGACUAACUAAAAAAAGCUCAAUGCCUGCAAUGGCCAAUCAAUCCAAAGAAUUACAACAGUUCACUAUUAUGACAGAUUCACCUGAUUCUCAGUCAACUCCUGUUAUUUCAACGCCUAGUCCUAUUACAGAAUCUGCUCUUCCUCUUUUAAACGAGCCUACACCACCUCCUAUUCCCAACAAGAAGUCAGUCGUAGCUGUCGGUAAUAGUAACAGCAAUCCAACUUCACUUACCACAUCACCUAAUCAAUCACCUGUCAGGACGCCGGAGUCAAUGAUUAGAUCCCAGUCAAUACCAACUGGCGUCAUGCCUCUAAUUCCACAAGAAGGCGGUAUUGACCUUGAAGAUGAACUCAAUGGCGAUAGAGACGAGUCCUCCAGUGUCUGAUAGACACAAGUUACAAAAUUUUAACUUAAUCUCC
Parasteatoda tepidariorum (common house spider) is the source of this 6150-nucleotide messenger RNA. RefSeq names its product dedicator of cytokinesis spg (gene spg). Gene Ontology annotation, biological process: small GTPase-mediated signal transduction. Gene Ontology annotation, molecular function: guanyl-nucleotide exchange factor activity; small GTPase binding. Gene Ontology annotation, cellular component: cytoplasm; plasma membrane. NCBI's taxonomy places the organism in Eukaryota, Metazoa, Arthropoda, Arachnida, Araneae, Theridiidae. The record is from RefSeq and is a predicted model, not a curated record.